Messenger RNA from Gloeophyllum trabeum ATCC 11539, 987 nucleotides. RefSeq names its product Nucleotidylyl transferase. Gene Ontology annotation, cellular component: cytoplasm. The transcript is spliced from 11 exons. Gene Ontology annotation, molecular function: ethanolamine-phosphate cytidylyltransferase activity. Lineage: Eukaryota; Fungi; Basidiomycota; Agaricomycetes; Gloeophyllales; Gloeophyllaceae. Gene Ontology annotation, biological process: phosphatidylethanolamine biosynthetic process. The record is from RefSeq and is a predicted model, not a curated record. The coding region runs from base 1 to 987 and encodes 328 amino acids.
AUGCAGACCACCGUUUUAUGGCUCGAUGGAUGCUUCGAUGGCUUCCAUUAUGCGCAUGCAAAUGCGUUCAGACAAGCACGAAAGCUGGUCGACGGUCCAGUGCAUAUGAUGGCUGCUGUGCACUCCGACGAAGAGAUUAUGAAACAUAAAGGCCCUCCGCUAUUCGACGAAAAGGAAAGAUACGCCGUAGUGGCGGGAUGUCGGUGGGUUGACGAAGUAAUAGAAGGGGCGCCUUACAUCACACAACUUCAUGUUCUGGACAAGCAUCACGUCGACUUCCUGGUCCACGGAGAUGAUGCCGUUGUCGACGCGACGGGCAGUGAUAUAUAUGCUCCCUUAAAGCUACGCGGCAAAUACAAGGAGUUCAAGCGCACCGAGGGGAUAUCCACAACUUCUUUGAUCCAGCGUGUGCUCGAUCAUCCUAGAUGGGAGCAUGAUUCUGGACAUCUUGAUGCACUGUUGCAGGAAUUCUUGCAGUGCAUUCCAGCUCGCUUCCCCGUAGUGGAUCUCUCCGCCGGUGAUAAUCAGGGCUCUCCAGCUAUGGGGACUCUGAGAGGGAAGAAGGUAUACGUUGGGGGAGCUUGGGACUCCUUCGGCUCAGGCCAUGUCCAUUAUUUGAGACGGGCGAAGGAACUAAUUUCCCCGGAUACCGCAGUCAUUGUGGGAGUAUGGGCGGACAAGACAGUAGAGGAGGUUACCGGGGAGAAGCCAUUACUGGCCCAGAUAGAGAGGGUCCUGGCAGUCGUGCAGUGCAAAUACACCGACGCCGUGCUUUAUAAUGUACCGGCAUCCCUGCCUCUAUCUUCGUACUUGUCGUUGGGAAUCGAUAUUGCGGUCAAUGAGAAUAUAAAGGAGGAAGGUCCGAACAUUGUACAAGUGGAGCAUAUACCUGUUCCGCCAUUCCAAACACCGACAAGUUUGCGCGCAAGAGUCGAAGCACGUCUGGGCGCCUAUAAGGAGCGACAGCGACGGAAACAACAUAGCUAG